Suillus subaureus is the source of this 990-nucleotide messenger RNA. RefSeq lists its product as uncharacterized. Bases 232 to 885 code for a protein of 217 amino acids. Lineage: Eukaryota; Fungi; Basidiomycota; Agaricomycetes; Boletales; Suillaceae. The transcript is spliced from 5 exons. The record is from RefSeq and is a predicted model, not a curated record.
GCAAUGGGCUUACCAACACACCAAUGUACCUUGUGUUUAACAAGGCGUCCUCGAGAUCUUUCUAUGGGAUGGACUUGUAUAACGCGUGGUGAGGCUGACAUACCCCACCAGUUUUGGUCAUGUCGAUUUUGCGGCGCGACGGAGAACACUUACGGCUAAAGAAUUGUCUCCCGAAACAAUUUCACGUCUCAGGGGAUUCCAGGAUUUCAUGUUACAUUAUUUCAUAAUACUAUGGCUGUGACGGUUACGAUGCAGGACCUUCACUUCAACAGUUUUCCUCUCAUAUAUUGUUCAGGGCUGUGCCCUGUGCAGAUAUGGUCAUCGUACGAUGGAAUAACAAAGUUUUUGCUCCCGAUGCUGCCAUUCUCGAGACUCUCCGGGUCUGCCUUUACCCGAUUUAUCGCUCCCCCGGAACGCCUCUUUGACGAUGGCGGUCUUGAAUCUGAAGUACUUCAAAUGAUAGCUGACGAGCGCCAACCAUGUCUUCAUGGUGGACUACUGGUGGAACGCAGCAACCGAAAAUCAAGGUUAAGCCGUCUGGGUAUCCAUAUAUGUUUGACCGUACUAAUUUUGGUGACAGCUAUCAAUCGCGUGCACCGAAUAGAACAAGAGAAGACUGUCUAUGUCAAACAUUUCAUAGUGAGUCUUGAUCUCCGUUCAUCAUAUCCAUUAAACCUUCUUCGAGGUCGAUUACACCAUCGAAGGCCGCAUAACGUUCAGGAAUUUAAGAGAUCUCGAGGUCAUCCUGAAACCAGCUUAGCUCAGAGUGGAAUGGACUAUGCAGAGCACCUACUGAGACUUCUUAUAUCGAUGUCCUUUCUUUUUCGUCCCCUGUGGUCUUCUGAUGUAGAUCAUCUUAACCAGAUGGCCAAAGAACCUCAAUGAGGUAUUGCUCCUUGACUGGUCCUUGCGAGCACUUUAGACAUCGCGGCACCUCUCCCUUGUCUGUGCACGUCGCAAGAUACGAUGUGAUGCAUUCUUCACAGCUGU